AUGACUGAGCAUUUCAGCAACCCCCUGCGUUCGCGGAAGACACCGUGUGGACAUGAGCUACACCCUGCCAUAAUGAAGAACUACAGCUCACUCUAUGGUCGCCAAUGCUCCUGCUGCCGUAUGAACAACGCAAUGUUCGACGUGCGAAGGUCGCAGGACUUGAUCCUGGGUAACGGCGGAGUCCACACGUGGCGCGACAAGUGCAGAGACGACAAGACGAUGAAGAUGUGGGAGCGAACAGUCCGGGGAGCAAAUCGACGUAUAGGGCGCGAGCCCAUUGUCAACAUCCACGGAGAAGAUGGUAGCUACCGCGCCUCGAAGACGCGCUUACUCAACCUCGCCCUUAAGCUUGAGGAGCUGUCAGCCCUAGAGCGAGCAUGGGAAAUGGAGCAACCCCCAGAAACCAGCUCGCCCGCCAACAGCCCAAAGAUGAGGCGCAUGCAGUUCAGCGCGACAAACGCAAUGGCACUCUACAACGGCGCCGUCGAGACAGGCAUUUUCACAAAGUUAGAAGAAGACUGCAAAAUCUACAUGCGCAAGCGCGGACGCGACUACCAGGCCUCCGCAUCCCCAGAAUUCCCAGACAGCGACUCCGACGACGAAGACUUCAAACACAAAUUCUUCAACGCCAACGCUGCUCAGCAGACCUUCAUCGACACCUCCUUCCCGCAACUCGCGGACCAAGACACUUCCCCACCGAAGCGCAAGCGCCGCCGCAUCGACGCCUCGCUCGCAUUUAACGAGGAGGUAUACAUCCGCUCCGAAAACGACGUCGACGCCCUGCGCUCCUCCACUCUCGGCCUGUACGUAGACGUCGUUGAGAAAGAUUCUCCGGCCCCUUCACCGCCGGCAUCUAUCCUCCGGACCACGCCGUUGAAGAUUGAUCCUAGACCUCGCCGCGCGUACCGCAAGCGUGGCUUGAACAAACACGACGGCGCUUUGAGGUAUACUGUGCGUUGGGACAGGCGGACGAAGUGGUAUCAACGGGGCGCUUGGGCAGUGGGAGAGGAGAGCGAUGUUGUGAAUACGAGUGGAAAUGGAUAUAGUGAUUGGCAGUGGGAGCAGUAUUGUGAGGCGCUGCAGGAUGAGGCUGAGGAGAUGGAUUUGGAGAUGGAGAUGGAGUCAGGGGUGGAGAAGAAAGAGAUCGCACAUGAGGAGGUUGAGGCGGGGCAGGAGGAGCUUGGAGAUGAAGGAGUGGAGGUCGAGAAAGAAGAGCCUAACGCUGUUGAAUGGAGCAUUCAGCUUCCGAUCGAGACGGUGAAAGUCAAGGGGUUAGCUAAGGCUAUCAUUGCUUUCACGCAUGCGAGAAUGUGGCGGUGA
This is a messenger RNA of Parastagonospora nodorum SN15, 1320 nucleotides long. RefSeq lists its product as hypothetical. The transcript has a single exon. The coding region runs from base 1 to 1320 and encodes 439 amino acids. NCBI's taxonomy places the organism in Eukaryota, Fungi, Ascomycota, Dothideomycetes, Pleosporales, Phaeosphaeriaceae. The record is from RefSeq and is a predicted model, not a curated record.